Exophiala viscosa is the source of this 3043-nucleotide messenger RNA. RefSeq names its product vacuolar protein sorting-associated protein 35. Gene Ontology annotation, biological process: intracellular protein transport; retrograde transport, endosome to Golgi. The transcript has 5 exons. Gene Ontology annotation, cellular component: retromer complex; retromer, cargo-selective complex; late endosome. Bases 147 to 2762 code for a protein of 871 amino acids. Lineage: Eukaryota; Fungi; Ascomycota; Eurotiomycetes; Chaetothyriales; Herpotrichiellaceae. The record is from RefSeq and is a predicted model, not a curated record.
GACAUAUGCAUUCACGUAUUGUACCUCCGGAGUAUCUUGAGCUGACCCAGUAUCUCAUUUCACGGCAGCCUAAUAACCCUAAGACAUUGCCAUACACUUGGCUUCGCCUUUCUUUCUGCUGGCCAUAGACCAAGAACACCGCCGAAAUGGCGGCAAGCCCAGUCAAUGUGGUCGAGGACCAGGGCCGACUGCUCGAGGAGGCAUUAGGAGUCGUGCGCCAGCAGUCACAACAGAUGCGCAAAUGUCUAGAAACUCCUGGCAAGCUUAUGGAUGCUCUUAAAUGCGGGUCUACGUUAGUAUCUGAGCUGCGGACGCCAACUCUUGGACCAAAGCAAUACUACGAGCUGUACAUGGCCGUUUUCGACGCCCUAAGAUACCUCUCUGAAUAUCUUCGCGAAUCACAUCCUGUGAAUCACCUCGCCGACCUAUACGAACUGGUUCAGUAUGCAGGCAACAUAAUACCCAGGUUGUAUCUGAUGGUGACGGUGGGGACGGUCUACAUGGGUGUCGAUGACGCGCCGGUCAAAGAGAUCAUGAAGGACAUGAUGGAAAUGAGUCGGGGUGUGCAACACCCUAUCCGCGGCCUGUUUCUACGAUAUUACCUUAUGGGACAAGCACGAGAUCACUUACCCAUGGGUAAAGACGACGGUCCUCAAGGGAACAUCCAAGACUCGAUCAACUUCAUUCUGACAAACUUUGUGGAGAUGAACAAACUGUGGGUAAGAUGGCAGCAUCAAGGUCACUCCAGAGAACGGGAACAACGGACACAAGAGCGCAGAGAACUAGAACUACUUGUCGGAAGCAACUUGGUUAGGCUGAGCCAAUUGGUGGACCUGGAGACGUACAAGUCCACCAUCAUUGGUCCUCUACUUGAACAAGUCGUACAGUGCAGAGAUGUUCUAGCGCAGGAAUAUUUGCUUGAAGUAAUCACCAAAGUCUUUCCUGAUGAAUACCAUCUUCACACGCUGGACGAAAUGCUUUCGGCCAUUGCUAGGCUAAACCCGCACGUCGACAUGAAGAAGAUUGUGAUUGGCUUGAUGGAUCGCUUAUCGACCUACGCACAGAGAGAAUCCGAGGGUGUGUCCACCGAAGACAAACGAACAGCAGAAGAAGAGGCUGUGGCUCGGAUGCUGGAAAAGGUCGACUUAAACCAGGACUCGAAGCCGGCAGCGCCAUCCGCUGACGCUGAGACGCCCAAGACGAACGGCGCAGAUUCCAAAGUACCUGAGGAAGCACAGCCUGCUGACUCGGAACCCGCUACUUCUGUUACACCGUCGACGAACGGCGAAAAGAAGAAUGCUGGUGUUGCUGAUGUCAAGCUGUUUGAGAUCUUCUAUGACCAGGUUGUGAGCCUGGUAAAGACGAGGGGCCUUCCAAUUCAGGAUACUAUGGCUCUCUUGACUUCCCUUGCCAACCUGGCCCUCAACAUCUACCCGGACAGGCUGGAAUAUGUGGACCAAAUCAUGGCCUAUGCCCGUGACAAGGCAGCGGAAUAUAUGGAUUCUGCCGACCUCCACUCCGCCGCAACACAAUCCAACAUGCUGAACCUCCUCCUCUCUCCCAUACGGACAUAUUUCUCCCUCUUCACCGCGUUGUCCUUACCCAACUACCUGCCACUAUAUCAGUCACAGUCAUAUGCCACACGGCGUGCCGUCGCUGGCGAAGUGGCGAAGAACAUCCUACGAGAUCGGAUCCUCAUCACCACUACCCAACACUUAGAUGGCGUCAUGUCUCUCCUCAAAGUGAUCAUCAAAGAAGGAAUCCAACAGCCUGGAGGCUAUCCUGGAUUAAACCGCCAACGAGGAGGCGAAUCCGACGAGACUGUCGAAGAACAAGGCUGGCUUGCAAGGAUAGUCCACUUUAUUCAAGGUGCCGACAACGAAACCCAGCUGAAACUCCUACAACAAACGAAAAAGGCUUACGAGCCUGGCAAUGAGCGGAUAAAGUACACCACCCCAGCCAUCAUUACCGCAUCCAUGAAGCUUGCACGGAAAUUGAAAUCGCGGGAACACUUCGAAGACAACUGGCAGAAUCAGUCAUCUACACUAUACCGGUUCAUGCACCAGACAUUGUCUCAACUUUACACCCGCGUCAAUCCUGCGGCUGCAGAGCUGUGCCUACGUCUUUUUGUUUCUUGCGGCCAAAUUGCCGAUCAGUGUGGGUUCGAGGAGUUUGCGUACGAGUUUUUCGCACAAGCAUUUACGGUGUAUGAGGACAGCAUUAGCGAUUCAAGAGCGCAGUUCCAGGCUGUCUGCAUUAUCGCUGGGCCGCUCCAAGCGACUCGAGGCUUCGGAAAGGAGAAUUAUGAUACCCUCAUCACCAAGGCCGCCUUGCACGGUAGCAAGCUUCUGAAGAAACCGGAUCAGUGUCGUGCUGUAUAUCUAGCAAGCCACCUUUGGUGGACCGUCGAAGUACCUGGUAGGGAGGAAGAUCCCAAGAACCUUUAUCGGGAUGGCAAACGCGUGCUGGAGUGCUUGCAAAGAGCAUUGCGCGUGGCAGACGCUUGUAUGGACACUGCGGUGUCCGUCGAGUUGUUUGUCGAAAUCCUCAACAGAUACGUCUAUUAUUUUGAUCAACAAAACGAGACGGUUACGACAAAAUAUCUUAAUGGACUGAUCGAACUCAUCCAUUCCAAUUUGACGACCACAAACACAGAGGGCAACCCUCAAGCAUUGGAGAACCCCAAACGCCAUUUUUUCAGGACUUUGGAUUAUAUCAAGUCGAGGGACUACGAAGGGGUGGUUACAGAGGCAAGACAAUAAUAGAGCAGUAGAAGCUGACUCUUGGACUUGCAGACGGACCGAAUGCUCCGUCAGGAUCUUGUAGAGAUGCUCCAAAAGCCUUGGUCCCCGAUGUAAAUCAUAAAGGAGACUCUUAUAAUCUCUUGGUGCCAGCGUGGCAAAGUUGCGUUGGGGACUGAAUUGUGGUCUCUUCGCAAGCAACGAGAUGAGACGAGGGAUUGCCUCGGGUAGAUAUUGUCCAGAAUUAAAUGAGUGCUAAAGGACUGGAUGCAUCGUCCGUGAAUGCGAGACGCUAUCAGGGG